UUCAAGAGGCUGUCAUCAGCGAACUUGUCAGACUGCAAAUCUAAGUAACAAUCUCUGACCUACUACUACAAUGGCACAUACAAAGACUGCAGAUGACAUGCAACAUACCCUUUCUCUCAGCUCAAAAAAACAACUACAGGAACAAUUACACUCUGAACAGCAAGAAGUUGAUGCCAUUAUACAGCCGCUGCUGGAGACUGAGGCUGGAUUCAUAAAGAACCUGGAUCACUACCUUACUCACAGAGGCACACUGGACCUGAGGAAACGCAAACUGCUCCAUAAGCGCUGGACACAGAGUGUGUGGCUGCCGGUACAGCAGAGCAUUGAGCAACAUUUUACAAACCAUGGCUAUACUGAGACACAGAAGCUGAGGAGCAUGCAUGCACACUACAUUAAAUACUGUAAUGCAAAGGGUUUUGUGUUUCUAGAGAGUUAUGAUUCUCUGGAGUACAACCCCUUCCUGCACCACUUCAACACACCACAUUAUCGCAAAAUUUCCACCCCAACACUGGAGGAUCCCUUGUCUCUUCAGUCACGAGCCAGGAUUAAAGAAAAGACAGUAAUACUUCGUUGCCAAACAGGUCAUGUAUAUCGCCGUCAACAAGUGGAGGAACUUCUCCAGAGACCUCCUGUUUCCCAACAGAGCCGUAAACAGUCACGGGCCAAAGUCUCCAGAGAUACUUCCCCAGAGAGACUUUGGGUGAACCGCAGUCGGUUUAAAUCAAGGAGUACAUGCACUCCACAUUCAGCUUUGGCAGUGAGAGGGUGCAUCCUCCCUCAGUGCUGGUCCUGUUGUUGAUGACUGCGUUCAAUAGGGCCUUGUUGACAGGAGUUUGUAUAUACACAUGGG
This is a messenger RNA of Carassius gibelio (silver crucian carp), 850 nucleotides long. RefSeq names its product family with sequence similarity 228 member A (gene fam228a). The record is from RefSeq and is a predicted model, not a curated record. Lineage: Eukaryota; Metazoa; Chordata; Actinopteri; Cypriniformes; Cyprinidae. The transcript has 7 exons. The coding region runs from base 71 to 799 and encodes 242 amino acids.